Molecule: messenger RNA, 3380 nt
Organism: Elephantulus edwardii (Cape elephant shrew)
Lineage: Eukaryota; Metazoa; Chordata; Mammalia; Macroscelidea; Macroscelididae
Gene: NAA25
Product: N(alpha)-acetyltransferase 25, NatB auxiliary subunit
Exons: 24
Coding region: 52-2970 (972 amino acids)
Biological process (GO): N-terminal peptidyl-methionine acetylation
Cellular component (GO): cytoplasm; NatB complex
Molecular function (GO): protein binding; protein-N-terminal amino-acid acetyltransferase activity
Source: RefSeq, a predicted model, not a curated record
UUCCCGGGGGCCGGCCGCGCGCAUGCGCUCUGUGGCUUUGCGCUUGUCAUCAUGGCGACGCGGGGCCAUGUGCAGGACCCUAACGACAGGCGCCUCCGGCCCAUCUACGAUUAUCUUGAUAAUGGUAAUAAUAAAAUGGCAAUUCAGCAAGCUGAUAAACUGCUGAAGAAACAUAAGGAUCUUCAUUGUGCUAAGGUUCUCAAGGCAAUCGGUUUGCAGAGAACUGGUAAGCAGGAAGAAGCGUUUGCCUUGGCGCAGGAGGUGGCCGCACUUGAGCCCACCGAUGACAACUCGCUUCAGGCACUGACCAUUCUUUACCGGGAGAUGCACCGACCGGAAUUAGUUACAAAACUUUAUGAGGCAGCUGUGAAGAAAGUUCCUAAUAGUGAAGAGUACCACUCACACCUCUUCAUGGCUUAUGCCCGAGUGGGCGAAUACAAGAAAAUGCAACAGGCUGGCAUGGCUCUAUAUAAGAUUGUCCCCAAAAACCCAUACUACUUUUGGUCUGUGAUGAGCUUAAUUAUGCAAUCUAUAUCAGCACGGGAUGAGAACCUUUCAAAAACAAUGUUUCUGCCCCUUGCUGAAAGAAUGGUAGAAAAAAUGGUGAAAGAAGACAAAAUUGAAGCCGAGGCUGAAGUUGAACUUUAUUUUAUGAUCCUGGAACGUUUGGGAAAGUACCAGGAAGCCUUGGAUGUUAUCAGAGGGAAGUUAGGAGAGAAGCUGACAAGUGAGAUUCAGAGUCGGGAGAAUAAGUGCAUGGCCAUGUACAAGAAGCUGAACAGGUGGCCUGAGUGCAACGCCCUCUCGCGGCGCCUCCUCCUGAAAAACUCAGAUGACUGGCAGUUCUAUCUGACUUACUUCGAUUCUGUCUUUCGACUGAUUGAAGAGGCCUGGACUCCUCCUGCUGAAGGUGAACACUCUUUAGAAGGAGAAGUACAUUAUUCUGCAGAAGAGGCUGUGAAGUUUAUAGAAGAUCGCAUAGCAGAAGAAUCUAAAAGUUCUCGCCGUCUUCGUGGACCACAUCUAGCUAAACUGGAACUGAUUAGGCGUUUACGAAGUCAAGGUUGUAAUGACGAGUAUAAACUGGGUGAUCCAGAAGAAUUAAUGUUUCAGUAUUUUAAGAAGUUUGGGGAUAAACCUUGUUGUUUUACAGACCUCAAGGUGUUUGUUGACCUUUUGCCUGCUGCCCAGUGUACAAAGUUCAUUAAUCAGUUACUGGGAGUUGUUCCUUUGACGACACCAACAGAAGAUAAGCUGGCACUACCUGCUGACAUCAAAGCUUUGCAACAGCAUUUGUGUGUGGUACAGCUGACAAGAUUACUUGGCAUGUAUCACACCAUGGACAAAAGUCAGAAAUUCAAUGUGGUUAGAGAAUUGAUGCUACGGUACCAACAUGGGCUAGAAUUCGGGAAAUCGUGUUUGAAAACAGAAUUGCAAUUUUCAGACUAUUAUUGCCUCCUUGCUGUCCAUGUGCUCAUUGAUAUAUGGAGAGAAACAAGUGAUGAGACUGCUGUGUGGCAGGCCCUGACCUUGUUGGAAGAAGGAUUAACUCAUAGCCCUUCUAAUGCUCAAUUCAAGUUGCUGCUUGUACGAAUCUACUGUAUGCUGGGUGCAUUUGAACCAGUGGUGGAUCUUUACUCCAGCCUUGAUGCCAAGCACAUCCAGCAUGACACCAUUGGUUACCUUUUGACGCGGUAUGCUGAGCCCCUGGGUCAGUACGCUGCUGCAUCCCAGUCCUGUAACUUCGCACUCAGGUUUUUCCACUCCAACCAGAAAGAUACCUCAGAAUAUAUUAUUCAAGCUUACAAAUAUGGUGCAUUUGAGAAGAUCCCCGAGUUUAUUGCUUUUAGAAACAGACUGAAUAAUUCUCUUCAUUUUGCACAAGUCCGUACUGAACGGAUGCUGUUAGACCUUCUACUUGAAGCAAAUAUAUCAGUCAGCUUAGCAGAAAGUAUAAAGUCAAUGAAUCUGAAGCCUGAAGAAGAUGACAUUCCAUGGGAAGACUUGCGAGACAACAGAGACUUAAAUGUUUUCUUCAGCUGGGAACCAAAAGACAGGGAUGUUUCUGAAGAACAUAAAAAACUGUCAUUGGAGGAGGAGACGGUGUGGUUGAGAAUCCGUUCCUUAACACUGCGACUGAUCAGUGCACUUCCGAGUCUUAACCACCCAGUGGAGUCUAAGAACUCAGAGAAGACCACGGAGAAUGGCCUGUCCUCCCGGAUUGAUACUCUGCGUUUGCUCCUUCAACAGCUGGAAGUGGCCCUGGAUACCGGAAAGCAGUUUAUUGACAAACAAAUUGAGUACCCUUUCCUUGGUCCUGUACCCACCAGGAUGGCUGUAUUCUUGAAUUCUGGCUGUUCCCAGUGCCAGACUAGCGCUUUUCACCUUGUUAAUGAUAUUUAUGAACUCGACACCAAUGGUUUAGAGGAUACAACAGAUCUCCAAGAGCGAAUUGAGAAUAGUCUCAAGUCUCUGAUGGAACAGUUAAAAGAUGUCUUCAGUAAAUGUAAAGGUGACCUCUUAGAAGUUAAAGAUGGUAACUUGAAAACGCAUCCAAACCGCUUAGAGAAUCUUGUCUUCUUUGUUGAGACGGUUUCUGUCAUCCUCUGGGUGUCUGGUUACUGUGAGAGUAUCCUGCGGCCGUACAAAUUAAAUUUGCAAAAGAAGAAAAAGAAGAAAAAAGAAACCAGCAUCAUCAUGCCAUCUGUCUUUACCAGUUUCCAAGACUAUGUCACUGGACUCCAGACGUUAAUUUCCAGUGUUGUGGAUCAUAUUAAAGGGCUUGAAACACAUCUUAUUGCACUUAAACUUGAAGACCUUAUUUUAGAAGAUACAGCUUUCUCACCGGAAGAAAGAAAAUUUUCAAAGACUGUACAGGGGAAGGUGCAGAACAGCUAUCUACACUCGCUUCUGGAAGUUGGGGAGCUGCUGAAAAAAAGACUUGAGACCACAAAGAAAAUAAAGAUUUAAGGCAUUGUGAGUCAUCAGCAUGGAUGACUGCAGCAGAGAAUGACAUCUUUCCAGGCAGAAGUGACAUCUGGUUGACCAUCAUUUAAAUCCAGAACUUCCUCAUAAAAUGCAUGAAGGACUUUGAUCGUGAAUUAAUUUUUUUUUAGGUAUUAAGUAUAUACAACUGAUUAAAUUAUUGUACAUAAACCAGAAACAGGACCCUAAUGUGGGUGUGACCACUUUUAUAAAUGUUCAUAUGCAUAUGGUAGCCACAAGAGAACCCCACUUUUCUUCUUCCCUCCUGUCACCAGAAGCAUCUGGGACAGGGGCCCUAUACAAGCAGCAAUAGAAAAGGAAGCGUCAACCAGCAUCCUCCAGCAGCCAGCGGCCUUUUGGUACAGCAGUGGGAGCAUUGGUCAGGCCCGUGAGCC